Meloidogyne enterolobii is the source of this 2421-nucleotide messenger RNA. The record is from the annotation of a GenBank genome assembly. Lineage: Eukaryota; Metazoa; Nematoda; Chromadorea; Rhabditida; Meloidogynidae.
AUGAAUCUCAUUGUUACUCGAAUUAGUGAAUAUUUUGACGAGGAGUCCUGUGACUAUCCAUUAAUGAUGACCUCUCCGCAGUGGAAGCGCUUCCGAAGUAAUCUUGGAGACUUUGUUACAUUAUUUGUUUGUCGUUGUAAAAAUAAUAUUCUCUUUGAUGUUACUCUUAUGGAUAGUCUUAUUCAAUUACUCGCUAGUCUUUCUUCGAAUGCUAUUCGUGCCUUCAGACACACUGCUACCUUUGUUGCAAUGAAGCUUUCUAGCGCCAUUGUAGAUGUUGUUGUUGAUCUGGAAAGUCUCCGCGAAAAGAACUCUAUGCAGGUGGAAACGGAAAAAUCAAAAUUAUCACAGACUGGAGCAAAUGAGCGCAUGGAGUUAUUGUUACAGGCUCGAGCAGAUUUUGAUUCAAAAAUUGAAGAAUUAUCUGCAAUGACACAGUACUUGUUUCGUUCAGUUUUUGCACUGCGAUAUAGGGAUAUCGUUCCAGAUAUUCGUAUUAUUUGUCUUAUCGAGCUUGGUAAUUGGAUGCAGGCCCAUCCUGCUUUAUUUUUGAAUGAUAGCUACCUUAAAUAUUACGGAUGGUGUAUGUCUGACAAGGUUUCAGAAGUGCGAUUAUGCUGUCUUAAUACAUUGUUGCCUUUGUACGAGAAUGUGGAGGUGAUUGGGCGAUUAGAGCUUUUUACAAAUAAAUUCAUUAAUCGUCUUGUCAGUAUGGUGAGAGAUACUGAAAUUGAAGCUGCUACAAAAGCUUGCCAGCUUUUAACAUUAAUUUAUCGUGUGUUUCCUGGAAUUUUCACGCAGCAAAACUGUGCUCUAGUUUAUGAAAUGGUAUUUUGUAAUAAUCGGCAAUUAGCCGUUUCUGCUGCUGGUUUUGUUAAUGAAAAGCUUUUUGCUCCGUCUCAUUCAUCAAGUGAUAUGGAGUUGGAAUGGCAUUCACAACAAUUUGAACUUAUUAAGCAACUUGUGACAUUUUACAAGGAUGGUGGAGUUCAUACACAUCCUGCUUAUUUGGUUGAUUCUUUUAUCGAUAUUUGUCCCAUGUUGCGUGAUUGGGGUUCGAUGGUCGGCAUUCUACUUGAUAAUGAAACUUAUAAUGACGAUGGUCGUUUAAUCGCAAUAAUGAGUACGGCUGUGAGACAAGCUGCUACCGGUGAACAUCCACCUAACCGAAUUGUAGUUUCAAUUCGAAGAGGACCUGGUGCUGGAACAGAGAAGAAAGAUCUUCGGCUCUUGCAGGAAGAACGUAUUCGAAUUUCUGAAGUGUUUAUUCCCACUCUUCCUCGUUUAUUGUCAAAGUUUAUUGCUGACGAAGAAAAGGGCCUUAAUGAAUUUAUGCAACAUAUUGGACGAAUAGUUGAACAAUAUUCAAGUGAUGAUGUUUUGAAGAAAGUGUCUGAAAUCUUCCAAUUCAUCUCAAAGAAUACGGCAAUAGCUCAAUUUACUGAAACAACUCGUGUUCGUAUCAUUGAUGGAGUUGCCAAUCAAUUACGAUUGCAAAUUCAACAACACAUUCAGCAAUACAACAAUGUCGAACGACGAGACAGCAACGAGCAGGAACGCGAAGAGGAAGAAGCAUCUCUGUUAUCAAACUAUCGGCGUAUGGUUGCAUUUACAGCAUCAAUUGACAUUCCAGCAAAAUGGGAUUUGUUUGAUUUGACUUUUUCACUACUUAAUGGACCAUUAUUGAAGCCUGACUUGUCGGAUAAGGCCAUCUUGCUUUGUUAUCAGUCACUAAUGUGGGAUGCGAAAAAACUUGCCACAAACACUGUAGAAUUGAAGGAGAAUUAUAUCGAAUUUAUACGCAAGAGAAGGGAUCAAUUUAUUAGGGGUGCAUCAUUAAUUCUGAGGGAUCAAGUUUACGGUGUUAUUAAUGCUUUCUCAUGUCUUUGUGACGUUCUGUUAAUGUACAACUGGAAAAUGGCGUGUGAAUAUGAACCCGAGCAUCCUGCACAUUCGUUGGCCAUUAAGCUUGAUAAAGAAACAAUCAUUCGCCUCUCUUCUUUUGUUUUAGACAAUGUUUUUUAUGGGCGCGAAGAUACUAUGGAUGAAGGUAAUUUACAAAUUCUUGCGUUGUCACAACGACGUAAAAUCCUUGCUCAUUAUGUCAAAUUAAUUACUUAUGGUCUCAUUCCAAUUAUUGAAAUUUCACCACUUAUUCGCAACUUUAUUAAGUAUUAUACUGACUUUGGUGAUAUUUUCAAACAUCUCUUGUCAAAAUGUCGAGAAUUAGAUAAGGUGAUGACUGCAAAAGCUAUUGUCCACUCCUUGGCUUAUUUGUUUGACGAAUUUAAGGAAGCCUUUGAACAAGAUGCUAACGACUUUCAAUCGCUGAGAGAAUUAGGCAAGAAGUUAGCACUCUCAUUUGGCGUUGACAAUAUCAAAAAUCGUGAAGCUCUUGCAACAAUUCAUCAUGUUUGUUAA